This is a messenger RNA of Impatiens glandulifera, 1424 nucleotides long. RefSeq lists its product as uncharacterized. NCBI's taxonomy places the organism in Eukaryota, Viridiplantae, Streptophyta, Magnoliopsida, Ericales, Balsaminaceae. The transcript is spliced from 2 exons. The record is from RefSeq and is a predicted model, not a curated record. The coding region runs from base 75 to 944 and encodes 289 amino acids.
AGCAAUCUCUAUUAUUUUCGCAUCACGCACUAGGAUAUAAUCUUCAUGAAUUUUGUGCAUCUUUACCCAAAGAGAUGAAGGACUAUCCACAACAUCACCCACAACAUUCUUUAAUCCUCUCCACAACCACAUGUUUCCGUUGUAAUGUUUGCAAUGUUAACUACCCGUCGAUGUCCAUGCAGUUGUCAUUCAACUAUCGUUCAUCAGUUGGCGAUUUUCAUUUGGAUAUAAGAUGUGCAUUCAAGUCCUUUCUUGUUUGUCCUCGCACUCUGCACAACCACGAAUUGGCCGCUCACAUACACCCCGAAUCAUUUUUAUGUAGUUAUUGUGGUGAGAAACAUGGAGAAAUAGGUAUUUCCUAUCAGUGCAAAACUAGCUGGUUCUGGAUCCACGACCAUUGCUACUCACUGCCUCAAACUAUGGAACAUGAAAGUCAUGUGCAUCCGCUUAAGUUAUGUUAUGAUCUACAAGGAGAGAAGUUACCCAACUAUCUAUGCGGCCUUUGUAAGGAAGAGAUAAACAAGCAAUUGGGUUUCUAUGUUUGUAAGAGAUGUAAAUACACACUUCACACAAAAUGCUCAACUAAGAAAUGUGAUCCUCCAAUAGUUGAAGAAGAAGAAGAUCAAAUGAUUCAAUUUCCGUUGCCUUCGAUUGAGGCAGUGCAUAACACGCUAGCCCAAUUUAUCAAAAUUAUAUGUCAAUGGAAGGACGAGGACGAGGACGAGGACGAGGAAGAUUAUAAUAUCCUAAAUCACCCCAGCCAUGAUCAUCCACUUACCCUUGAGUUUGAUUUAAGCAAGAUUACAAGCUUUAGCAGCACAAGUAGAGGUGAGUAUAAAGUGAUCUGCAAUGGGUGCAUUCUUCCUCUAUUUAUGAAUGAUGCACCCUUUUAUAGUUGCAACCGGUCGACGUGUAAUUUCAUUUACACAAAUGGUGUUCGAUGAUUCUCAGCUUCAUAAAGAACAUCCCCUAACCUGCAUUUUACCUGCCGAGAAAUUUAAUUGUGAACGUUGCAAUGGAAGGUCAAUAUUGUGUACGAUGUCUGGAAUUGGCUUUCAAUGUACAGAAUGUCAAAUUAGGUUUGGUGAUCAAUAAUACAUCCCAGACCAAACCUAAUUUGGCAUUCUUUACAUUCAAAGCCAAUUCCAGACAUCGUACACAAUAUUGACCUUCCAUUUGGCAUUCUGUUGAUAAUUUUGUACGUUCCCCCUGUGAUUGUUGAUUCUGUUGAUCAUUAUCAACAUGAAGAAUGUACCCAGGAUCAACAGGAACGUAUUCAGGAUUUUAUUGGGCUUACAACAAUUAAAUGUAAUAAAUAAUAUAAUAUAUAUGUAUGAAAAAUCUGGAUUUAUUAUAUUAAAAUCUAUAUGAUUAUGUUAAUUGUACCCUUUCCAAAACUUUAUGUAUUAUUAUUUCCAAACUCU